GGCCGCCCGCGAUCACGAUGUGUCACCUCGGUGACCUAUUUGUGUAUGUGAACUAGUACACUAGCGACAGUGCAAGUGAGGGAUUUCACAUGGAGUGUAGCGUAAGUGUCUUUGUGCUAUAACCGGCGAAGUGAACCGCAUGGGUGGCAUAGAGGCUUGAAAUCGUGUAGCGAUGGCGUCCCCGGUCUGAGGCUCGGCCAUGGGCCCGACGUGAUGGAGGAGGACGAACGGCGCCUGUCGUUCCCGCCGCCGGCGCCGCUCAACUCGCCCGGCGAGGAGAUCGACGGCUCGCGCCUGCUCGGCGAGAUCGUCCGCACGCUCGAGGCCACCAAUCCCGAGGCCGCGGCGCCGCUGGUGGCCUCGCAGUCGCGCGACGAGCUGGCCUCGCCCGCGCCGCGCCGGGAGGAGCUCCGCAUCCCGCUCGAUGUCACGUUCUCGGAGAGCGUGCGGUGCGAGCCGCGGGCGGUGGUCACGCCGUUCACUCGGGAGUCGGCCAAACGGGCCGGCAGCCGGGGGGCCCAACUGGUGCGCGAGUUCGGUUUUAUGCCGCGGCGGCGACUCAGCGUGGAGGACGGCGCGCGGCUCCCUCGCAAAUACGAGCCCUUCCCCCCUAAGCUGUACGGCCGACCGCUCGAGGAGAUCGACAACUUCAUUUACGAUGAGACGUUCUGCGUGGUCUCCAAGCGGUUCCGCAAGAACUACAUCCACCGUUUCACGGCGACGCGCUCGCUGUUCUGGUGGUCUCCGUGGUCGCCGGUCCGGCGCGCCUGCGUCUACCUCUCCACUAACCAGUACUUCGAUUAUUUCGUCAUGGCCACCAUACUGCUCAACUGCGUCUUCCUCGCCAUGUCGGAGACCAUCGAAGAGGCUGAAUACAUUUUCCUGGCGAUCUACACGGCGGAGAUGAUAAUAAAGUGCAUCGCGAAAGGCUUCAUAUUAAACAAGUAUACGUACCUGCGGAACCCGUGGAACUGGCUGGACUUCGUGGUGAUAACGUCGGGCUACGCAACCAUAGGCAUGGAGGUGGGCAACCUGGCCGGUUUGCGGACGUUUCGGGUGCUGCGCGCGCUGAAAACCGUCUCGAUUAUGCCAGGCCUCAAGACCAUCAUCAACGCGCUGCUGCACUCCUUCAAACAGCUGGCGGAGGUGAUGACGCUGACCAUCUUCUGCCUCAUGGUGUUCGCGCUGUUCGCGCUGCAGGUGUAUAUGGGAGAGCUGCGCAACAAGUGCGUGCAGGACCUCCAGCUGCCCCCGGGAGAGAACUUCACCGACGACUUGUGGUCGCAAUGGAUCAAAGACCCGUCCCAUUGGAUGGUGAACGAGGAGGAGAUCCCCAUCAUCUGCGGCAACCUGACGGGGGCCCGGCACUGUCCUGCGCGGUACACCUGCCUCUGCGUGGGCCCCAACCCCAACCACGGGUACACCAACUUCGACAACUUCCUCUGGUCCAUGCUGACCACCUUCCAACUCAUCACCCUGGACUAUUGGGAGAAUGUGUAUAAUAUGGUGCUGUCAUCAUGUGGGCCGAUGUCGGUGUCAUUCUUCACAGUGGUGGUGUUCUUUGGGUCCUUCUACCUCAUCAACCUGAUGCUGGCCGUAGUCGCUCUCAGCUACGAAGAGGAGUCGCAGAUCACACAGGAGGAACGCAAGAAGGACCUAAACGAGCACCGCGACGAUUCCACCUUCAGCUUCGACCCCACCUCUCUGGCAGUGCGCACACUCGCUAGAGACUCCAAGAAGAGGAUAGACGCUCGGAAGGGCCUGCUGCUGGCGUCAUACUCGCGGAAACGAACGAGGCGACGCAAACGGGGGAAGAGCACUAUACAUCAUGGAACAGCUGUUAAUGUGCCGACAGAUAAACAGGAGAGUCGGUCGCGGUCGCGGUCGGUGACGCCUAGCGGGUCGCCGCCUCCCCUUCCCGCGCCGCCCGCGGCGCCGCCCCCCGCACACACCCUGCAUCCUGAUAACGCUUUGGGUCGUGGCGCGCUCAGCGUGGCGGGUCGGCAGUUGAGCGACCACAGCAACAACCGUGAGUCGUCGCUCGACGACUCCGGCGUCGUCGACGACCACGACGAGGAGCACACGUCCGACGACCAAGCGCCGCACCCCCAUCGCCGGUUACUGCCGCCACAGCCGCAUCCGACCACGCUGGCGCUUAAACCGGAACCAAAAAAGCCAGAAAUAACCGAGAAGCCCAAUCCAAAAACAGAAAUAAAAGCUGAGAAGUCGAAAAAGAAUGACAAGGGCAUGCAAGAGAAGUAUCCACUUAAUCCGGACUAUCUCAAUCAGAUCGUGGUGCUAGGGGCGGACUGGCCAUACAAGCGACAAGACCUCCCUCCGCCGGAACCGACGAAAAUUAAUGAGCUCAGUAUAUUGGCAGCCACGCACAAAGCUCAUUUGGGCGAUUUUGAGCAAAAUUGCACUUAUUUCACAGAUGAGCUGGUGGACAGGAACUGUGAGUGCUGCGUUACCUGUUGCAUCGACUACGAAGGCUGGCUGCAGUUUCAGAACGGACUUUAUGGGAUAGUCAAGGAUCCGUUGUUCGAAUUGUUCAUAACGACGUGCAUAGUUCUUAAUACUCUGUUCCUCGCGCUAGAACACCACGGUAUGAGUGAGAACGUGAGACAAGCUUUGGAUAUAGGAAAUAAGGUUUUCACAUCAAUAUUUACGUUGGAAUGUAUAAUGAAAGUGAUGGCAAUGAGUAAGGAUUUUUUUGCGUGCGGCUGGAACAUUUUUGAUCUGAUCAUAGUCUCUGCGAGUCUUCUUGACCUUAUAUUUGAGUUGGUCGAUGGUCUAUCGGUGUUGAGAGGCCUACGAUUGCUGCGAGUGUUAAAGUUAGCUCAAUCGUGGACGACAAUGAAGGUGCUACUCAGUAUUAUCAUAUCGACCAUCGGCGCGCUGGGUAACUUGACAUUCGUGUUAGUUAUAGUUAUAUACAUAUUCGCUGUUAUUGGCAUGCAAUUGUUUUCCAAGUCGUACACGCCCGAGAAGUUCGAUCCGGACCCCAUACCCAGAUGGAACUUCAAUGAUUUUUUUCAUUCAUUUAUGAUGAUAUUUCGAAUACUCUGUGGAGAGUGGAUAGAGCCUCUCUGGGACUGUAUGAGAGCGGAGCAGGCGAGCGGGGCUGAGAGUUGUUUCUUUAUUUUUUUACCCGCACUAGUGAUGGGAAACUUCAUGGUCCUCAACCUCUUUCUUGCCUUGUUACUCAAUAGUUUUAAUAGUGAAGAGCUUAAGAAUAGGAAAGAGGAAGUGGGCGAAGAUUCCAAACUAGCAAAGAGCUUCGAUAGAAUACGUUCAAUAGUUCGUAAGAAAGGGUUUCUAAUAUCGAAGAGCAAAGAGACUGAGAAGAAGACGAAACUAGAGGAGCUAGUGAACGAAUUCAUGAUACAGCAUCGAGCUAUGAAGGAGGCUAAUAAGGCAGCCGAACCCACCUUCACCACGCCCAUACAGGAGACAGUGAUGUUCCCUCACGAUAAUAUAUACAGUCAUAGCUAUCAGGAGGCUUUGAACAGGCCGAUAUCCGUAGGUUCGGACUUCGCGUACCCUCCUAUGUACCACGGUACUUUCAACCACGGCAGCCAGGAGACACUGAAAGAUGUGAGGGACCUCGCUAUAGAACAUAAGAUAACUAGCAUAAGGGAGGAUUCGAAGGAGAACCUGGAUGAAACAUCCUCGACCGAGCAGGUGGUUGCCCAGAGGUUGCUCAACCAGAUGUCUUCGGGGUACCAUACGCAACCUUCGGAUUCUAGAGACGAGAAUGAGCAUUACGAAAUGGCGCAGCUAUCGAGUCGGACGACGCCCGAGAAACACAAGUAUGAUACCACGAAGAUGAUGUCCAAAGAGAGACUGCCAAGGCCGGGGGAAGAGGACAUGAAGCACCCCUGGCAGACCCUGGUGUCUUAUGUGGAUGAGCUGACAGUGGGAGGAAGGAAGAACUCCAAGGGCCAGUAUACAGAUGCGAUGGGAAAGUUCCCAGGGUUCGGGAAGAGGAAGGAACCAAAAGUGCCUCAAGAUUGUUUUCCUAAGCAGUGUUAUAAAAGAUGUUUCUGUUGGGACGCAUGCAUCCGAACGAAGCUCGGUCAGCGAUGGAUGUUCAUCCGUACCUUCAUCCUUCGUUACGUCGACACUCCCGCUUUCGAGUGGUUCGUCCUCGUCCUCAUCUUCGCUUCCAGCAUCACCCUCUGCUUCGAAGACAUCCACUUGGAGAAGAACAAACCCCUCAAGAAGAUAUUGUACUGGACCAACCUCAGUUUCUGCAUGAUCUUCGUCGUUGAGAUGUUGUUUAAGUGGGUGGCGUUGGGGUUUUAUAGAUACUUCACGAGUUUUUGGACGUUGCUGGAUUUUACUAUAGUUUUUGUUUCCGUGUUUAGUUUAUUAAUAGAAGAGAAUGAGAACUUAAAGGUGUUGAGGUCGUUGCGAACUUUAAGGGCAUUGAGGCCCUUACGAGCGAUAUCAAGGUGGCAGGGUAUGAGGAUAGUGGUUAACGCCCUUAUGUACGCGAUACCCAGCAUUUUCAAUGUGCUCCUAGUGUGUCUGGUGUUUUGGUUGAUAUUCUCCAUAAUGGGUGUCCAGUUUUUUGGCGGGAAGUUUUUUAAAUGUGUGGAUGAAGAGGGAGAGUUGCUACCUUUAGAAAUAGUUAACGAUAAAUGGGAGUGCUACUACAAUAACUUCUCGUGGAUCAACUCUAAGAUAUCCUUCGACCACGUAGGGAUAGCGUACUUGGCGCUGUUCCAAGUAGCCACAUUUGAGGGUUGGAUGGAGGUGAUGGCUGAUGCUGUAGAUGCGAGAGGAGUGGAUCUCCAGCCGGCCAGGGAAGCGAAUAUAUACGCGUACAUCUACUUCGUCAUAUUUAUAGUUUGCGGAUCAUUCUUCACACUCAACCUGUUCAUAGGAGUCAUCAUUGAUAAUUUUAAUAUGCUUAAGAAAAAGUACGAAGGUGGUGUCCUUGAGAUGUUUCUAACGGAGAGCCAGAAGCACUACUACACAGCGAUGAAGAAACUCGGUAGAAAAAAGCCGCAAAAAGUGAUAAAACGCCCCAGAAACCAGUUCUUAGCGAUGUUCUAUGAUUUGUCUAAUUCUAGAAGAUUUGAAAUCGCCAUAUUUGUUUUGAUAUUUCUGAACAUGCUGACGAUGGGCAUAGAACACUAUGACCAGCCGCACUCAGUGUUCUUUAUAUUAGAAGUUAGUAACGCGUUUUUUACAACGGUGUUUGGUUUAGAAGCGAUAGUGAAAAUCGUCGGUCUCCGGUACCACUACUUCACGGUGCCGUGGAACGUGUUCGACUUCCUGCUGGUGCUGGCCUCCAUCCUCGGCAUCGUGAUGGAGGACAUCAUGAUCGACCUGCCCAUCUCGCCCACGCUGCUGCGCGUCGUGCGCGUCUUCCGCAUCGGGAGGAUAUUAAGACUGAUUAAAGCCGCAAAAGGCAUAAGGAAGCUGCUGUUCGCAUUGGUAGUGUCGUUGCCAGCACUCUUCAACAUCGGGGCUCUGCUGGCGCUCAUCACGUUUAUCUACGCCAUCAUCGGCAUGUCGGUGUUUGGCCAUGUCAAAGAACAGGGGGCGUUGGAUGACAUUGUCAACUUCCAGACCUUCGGAAGGAGCAUGCAGCUGCUUUUUCGUUUGAUGACGUCAGCGGGAUGGAACGAUGUUCUAGAAUCUCUCAUGAUCCAGCCACCGGACUGCACGCUGGGUGACUCGGGUCAUUCCAACGGCAACUGCGGCAGCCCCCUCCUGGCCAUCACGUACUUCACCUCCUUCAUCAUCAUCAGCUACAUGAUAGUCAUUAAUAUGUACAUAGCCAUUAUACUCGAGAACUUCAAUCAGGCGCAUCAGGAGGAGGAGAUUGGUAUCGUGGAGGAUGAUCUGGAGAUGUUCUAUAUCAGGUGGUCGAAGUAUGAUCCACAUGCAACACAAUUUAUAAGUUUUGCUCAAUUAUCAGAUUUUAUAGCUUCCUUAGACCCACCGUUGGGUAUUUCUAAACCAAAUACAGUAGCGUUAGUAAGUUUUAAUCUACCCAUCGCUAGAGGCAAUAAAAUACAUUGUUUAGAUAUACUACAUGCGCUAGUCAAGCAUGUAUUAGGUCAUGUAGAAGAGACAGAAACGUUCAGACAGCUACAGGAGCAGAUGGACAUUAAGUUUAAGAAACAGUUCCCUACGAGGAAAGAAUUAGAAAUAGUUUCGUCUACUAGAAUAUGGAAGAGGCAGGAUAAAGGCGCUAGAACUAUACAGCGGGCGUGGAGAGAAUAUUUAAAGCGAAAGAAUCGUAGUCCCUCACAAGAGGAGGAGAGUACGAAAUGGUCGCCGGGUACGGGUUGGGGUGGGAGGCUGAGCGCGCUCUUACACGUGCGCAGGGGGUCACAUGCCUCCAGUCGUAAGUCUUCGAGAGCGUCCGACGCCUCCGACAUCAGCGAAAUCGGUGGAGCCUGGUUGAAUCUACCGCUGCUGUUGCUACCGGGAGCGGCGCCGGGGGAACAGCCGAGUGGGUCGGAAUCGGCACCGCCGCGGAGAAGAUCGGCGUACGGUUUGCCAUUUUUUCUGCGCCACCAAGAUGCGGUUGACGAAGAUGGCACUCUGAAACGCGCAGGUUCACUUAGGUGUUCACUGAACUCGCGGCCGCCGUCGGCGAAGCGCAAAGCGCCGAGGACUCCGUCUCCUCACGCCAGCUCCGCCGUCAGCAUCCUCGUCACGGAGGCGUCCCCCGACAACCCCCCGCCUCCGGAAGACCCCCCGCCGCCAGACAAUCCUCCACCCCCCGCCACCGUCGUCCGCGUGCUCGUCCAUCGGGAAAGCGACGAGCAGCCCAGCUGAUGAACCCAAACUCUGGCGACUGCCAACCAAUACAUCGAACGAGCAUGAGCAUCCACGAGGUCUAGCCGGCGCCCCUGGCAGAGGUUGUUUGCGAAGCGUCUCCAUAGAUAAUUUGUCUCCGCUUCGCUACGCUCACUCGCGCUUCGAACUACGGAGCCCAGACAAAUAAUUCUAUGAAAUUACAGUAUACUUAUCAGCGUAUGUGAUCUCAAUAUAGUUUAGUAUAGAUCCUACGAAGGAACCGACAAAUAAAAAACUUCCAUAUUGCAAUAAAUUAAGGUGCAAUUUUCACUACAGUUUGAGAAUCGCUUAGCUUUCGCUUAUAGAUCGCAGAUUAGUUUAACACAAGUGCCCUCUUUAGCGUAGUGUUAUAUAAUUUGUACUGUAAAUAUUGUUAAGGCGUCGACUGCUGUAUUCACGCUACCAUCGCUAUCGACUUAAGUUUACAAGCGUUGGAACUAAGGAUGGCCGCGUAAACACUUUUUCCGUAUUCGUUAUCCGUAUUCGGAAAUCCGAAUGCAUGGAAUCAGUAGAAAAUACA
Messenger RNA from Aricia agestis (brown argus), 7345 nucleotides. It is a transcript of the gene SC1, whose product is annotated as sodium channel protein 60E. The transcript has 31 exons. Gene Ontology annotation, molecular function: voltage-gated sodium channel activity. The record is from RefSeq and is a predicted model, not a curated record. Gene Ontology annotation, cellular component: voltage-gated sodium channel complex; plasma membrane. Lineage: Eukaryota; Metazoa; Arthropoda; Insecta; Lepidoptera; Lycaenidae. The coding region runs from base 214 to 6804 and encodes 2196 amino acids. Gene Ontology annotation, biological process: sodium ion transmembrane transport; membrane depolarization during action potential; neuronal action potential.